Messenger RNA from Sipha flava (yellow sugarcane aphid), 2252 nucleotides. RefSeq names its product protein quiver (gene qvr). The record is from RefSeq and is a predicted model, not a curated record. Gene Ontology annotation, biological process: sleep; regulation of synaptic transmission, cholinergic; positive regulation of voltage-gated potassium channel activity. NCBI's taxonomy places the organism in Eukaryota, Metazoa, Arthropoda, Insecta, Hemiptera, Aphididae. The transcript has 6 exons. The coding region runs from base 519 to 938 and encodes 139 amino acids.
UUCGAGAUUUUUCAGCUUCGCUCCCGCGUGACGUUCGGCCGAAAACGUCCGAAAACCGACGCGAAAUUCCGCCGGGACCGUUUGCGCGCACGACAGUUCCCGUCACUCCGGCGAUCGAUUUUAGAUUUCGUCGAGCGCUUUUUCCAAAAGUUUUAACGCUAUGUCGUUUGCCCACCCGAUCGAACGCGUCGAUAUCCGCGAUCCUCUACGGACCACCUUCGGCAUUUGAGACUGUGUGCUGGAUUGUCGGGAGGUUAUGGAAACCGGUAUACGAUUCGCCUGGGCCUGGGCUCCUAUUUUCCGAUCGCAUUAAAUCUGCAAGCCCGUCGUCGAUCGCGCUACUUCGAUAGUUCUUCCGGCCGAGUCUUUAAAUCCGUCUCGCGCCGCAUCGCCUCAGACGUCUUUCGCACGCUAUCUUGCGCAGUGUUACUGACGGAAACAUAACCCAGCCGAGCCUGUCGAACGAAGGGUGACGUAUCCCGCUACCACGCACCGAAGCCACGAUCCACGAGCGAAAAAUGCGGUGGACAAUCGCAGUUGUCGUGUUGGCUAACAUAUCGCUGUCCCGUCAGGAAUGUUUUCCCCCUCGGUCCAUUUACUGUUACGAGUGCGACAGCGCCAAGGACCCUCGGUGCAAGGACCCGUUCAACUACACGGCCAUGCCUCAAGAUCAACCGCCGCUGGUCAGCUGCAACGGGUGCUGCGUUAAAAUGGUGCGCUACGUAAGAACGUCGUACGAGAGCAUCAAGAGGACGUGCACGUCGCAGCUGCAAAUCAACCUGUUCAUGGUGGACCACGUGUGCAUGAUGGAGGGCACGGGCACGGGGCACAUGUGCUUCUGCGAGGAGGACAACUGCAACGCGGCGCCCGGGCCCGAACGGACCGGCGGGGUGCUGGUGGCCGCCGCGCUCGCCGCGUACCUGCUGCGACAGCGAUAGAGCCCCCCCACCAGGGACGAGCCUGCGAACAUCCAACGAGUACCUUUCGCGGCUAUAUCGUUAUCAUCAUUAUUAUUAUUUAUUAUUUAUUACUAUUGUUGUUGUUAUAAGUGUUUUUUUUUUCCCUCGCCCACCACCCAAAGAGAGUAACCCGCGUUCGUUGUCGUCGAGUUUUGAAAAAAGUAACGUUCAACGGUCGGAAACCUGCACUGUACGUACCUACACCGGCGGCGUGGCCGAAAAAUAUUUUGGGGACGGAGGAUUUUAUGUUUUCAAUCAUCUCUCUCCCGAUCGAGUACCGAUGUUCUAACUUUAACGGGGCCAGUUGUAACGUGCGAUUCGGUUUGUUGAAACCGUGAACGGUUCUUGACAUGAUACGAACAUUACACAUUUCUCGUUUACGUGUCUAAAGAUCGUCGAAUUUAUCUUACAAAACAAAAAAAGUCAUUUCGGGGGAGUGGAGGUUCUUACCCGUAACCCCCACACCCCGCCACCGGCUACGCUACUGGUUCAUAUGUGUACGUCGAGUUCGCGUUUUUUUUUUUUUUUUACAACGCGUACACGUAUUUCUGUACCGCAAUUGUAUCACAUUAAAAUUGUUUAUAAUCAUUUUUCUCGCAGCAGGUCACCGAUUUCCACAUUUGGUUCGUAGAAAAAAUUCGUUUUCGAUGUUAAAAAUAACGUCGACCAUCAAUUUUGAUUCGAUUUCGAAAAGUCCUAAUCAUGAUUUCGGUUUUCCGAUUUUUACAAAAAGAUGAUGCGGUUACUUGCAGCAGUUUACCAGAGAGAAUCGGGUUUAAUAUCGAACCAAUAAAGUACUGUAUAAUAUGAUUAUUACAUCAACAAUAAUUCGUUUAAAGUAUAAACAGUUUUUUGAUAGAUUUUAAUAAAAAAAAAUCAUCUUUCCAUAAAAUUUAAUAUUUUUAAUUUGAACACUAAUAAUGAUUUCUUGAGCAAGGAUUUUAGAUUUAAAUUUUAAAAUACACUCCUUAAGGAUUUUUACCAGUUCUAGAAUUUCGCCCCUCCCCCUUCAAGAAUACAAGUUACAAUUUAAGGUGGUGACUCUUAAAAUGAAUAGCGCUCAAUUCAAAAAUAUUAUAAUUCUAAAACUACUGCGUUACAAUUAAUUAUGUUCAUUGUAAUUGAGUGCAUGUGUAAUUCACAUACAUCUCAUAGGGUAAAUCAUAAUUUGUGUCCCUUAUUUGUUUGUAUUCUAUAUCGGGGACUUAGAUAAAAUGUGUACUCGUUAUAUCAUUAAGCGGUCUAUUUUAUUUGUAAGUUGAAUACAUAAAUUUAUAAUUAUAUCAUAUAAAU